AAGGAAACCCCACUUCCUCCUGCGAGAACUGCCCCUCCCCCCCCAUUCUCUCUCCUAUAAAGCUCUUGCGUUCUCCGACCCCAGAGAAAUGCCGUCUGUCGAUUCCUCGAUCGAUGUCAUAACCUGCUCUCUUUCGCCUCUUUUCUUCCGAUUAACGCUCCGAAGAUCCUACAAUCAACGUAGAAGCGGCCGAAUCUCUAUUUGAUUUCGCUCCGAUUCGCUUCUUUUUCCUCUCAAAACCAAAAACCCUAGAUUUUGAUCUCAGUUUCUUGAUUUCUUCCUUUCUUUGUUUUAUUUAGAGUUCCUUUUUUUUUUCGAAUUUUGAGUAGAUUUUGGUUCAUUUAUCGCGUGGGAGAAUCGGUUUUUGAGAACCGAUCGGAAUCGUGGAGAUGAACCCUCGAGGUGGUAGAUAUCCUCCCGGAAUCGGCAACGGCCGCGGGGGGAGCGCGGGCGGAAACCCUAACUUUAAUGGGAGAAACCCUCAACAACACCAGCAGUAUGUGCAGCGGAAUCCAGUGCAGGGCCAGCAGAGCCAGCAGUUACAGCAGCAGCAGCUGCAGUGGUCGAGAAGGAAUCAGAUGGGAAGCGAUUCUGGAAUCAGGGAAGCAAUGAAAUCAGUUCAGUCUGAUAGCAUCGAUUCCAGUUCUCAAGAUUGGAAGGCACAAUUGAAUAUCCCACCUCCUGAUACACGUUACAGGACAGAGGAUGUUACUGCAACUAAAGGAAAUGAAUUUGAAGACUAUUUUCUGAAGAGGGAGCUACUUAUGGGAAUAUAUGAGAAGGGAUUUGAAAGGCCUUCACCUAUUCAAGAAGAAAGUAUACCAAUUGCACUGACUGGAAGUGACAUUCUUGCUAGAGCCAAAAAUGGAACUGGGAAGACAGCUGCAUUUUGCAUUCCUGCACUGGAAAAAAUUGAUCAAGAUAACAAUGUCAUUCAAGUUGUCAUAUUGGUUCCUACGAGAGAAUUAGCUCUCCAAACUUCACAAGUCUGUAAGGAGCUUGGAAAGCAUUUAAAGAUUCAAAUUAUGGUUACUACUGGAGGAACCAGCUUGAAGGAUGACAUUAUGCGCUUGUAUCAGCCUGUUCAUUUGGUUGUUGGAACACCUGGUCGAAUAAUUGAUCUUGCAAAGAAAGGUGUCUGUAUCUUGAAGGAUUGUUCAAUGCUCAUUAUGGAUGAGGCGGAUAAGCUUCUUUCUCCUGAGUUUCAACCUUCAAUAGAGCAGCUGAUUCGUUUCCUUCCUGCAAAUCGGCAAAUUUUACUGUUUUCAGCAACGUUCCCUGUGACUGUCAAGGAAUUCAAAGACAGAUACCUAGCAAAACCUUAUAUAAUUAAUCUUAUGGAUGAACUCACCCUGAAGGGAAUAACACAAUACUAUGCUUUUGUAGAAGAAAGGCAGAAGGUCCACUGCCUUAAUACCCUUUUUUCAAAGCUUCAAAUCAACCAAUCUAUUAUAUUUUGCAACUCGGUUAACCGGGUGGAGUUAUUGGCAAAGAAAAUCACUGAGCUUGGUUAUUCUUGCUUCUAUAUUCAUGCUAAAAUGUUGCAAGACCAUCGGAAUCGAGUCUUCCAUGACUUCCGCAAUGGUGCAUGCAGGAAUCUUGUUUGUACAGAUCUGUUCACAAGGGGGAUUGACAUUCAAGCUGUUAAUGUUGUUAUCAAUUUUGAUUUUCCCAAGAACUCAGAAACAUAUCUGCACAGGGUUGGUCGUUCAGGAAGAUAUGGCCAUCUUGGUUUAGCAGUAAAUUUGAUCACCUAUGAGGACCGCUUCAACCUAUAUAGGAUUGAACAAGAACUUGGGACUGAAAUAAAACAGAUUCCUCCACAAAUAGACCAAACUAUAUACUGCAGGUGAUCUGUGGUACUGAUAAAUGUGCAUGCUCAUUGUUGGUUAAUAAUUAGAAGACCUACUGUAAAUACUGGCUUAUCAAGGUUUAUUUUGUCACCUUGUCCAACAUACUAGUGAUGGCAUCUUGUGAGGUGUUCAGUGAAACUGAGUACGUUCAGAUCAUAUUGUGGACCCUAUAUGCUGAUACCUGUUAUGUGGUACUUCAAAUCGUUGUUGUGUUCUGACUUGUAGGUUUUUAUGUUGCUUUGUGGUGACCUUUUUCUUUUAGCACUAACAAGUUGCGGGUAAAAGUUUUAAUUGCUCUAACUCCCAGUCGUUUGCCUCCAAGUAUUUGUACUGGUGGUUCUGUUGUAGGGAGUCCUAGUUUUAUUCUGAUAAACUUCAAAGUGUUACAUGGCUUUAAGUCAUAAAAUGCUCCACUGUGGAGACCUGGCAUUAGAGUUUCUAGUGCUCAGGUUUUUGCGGAGUCCAUGCAUUUAAAUGUUUUAUGUAUUAUCAGAUCUGAAGAUUUUAAAGAUCUAUAUGGUACUUCUUUCUGGACAAUUA
Phoenix dactylifera (date palm) is the source of this 2393-nucleotide messenger RNA. Its product is annotated as DEAD-box ATP-dependent RNA helicase 6-like. NCBI's taxonomy places the organism in Eukaryota, Viridiplantae, Streptophyta, Magnoliopsida, Arecales, Arecaceae. Gene Ontology annotation, molecular function: nucleic acid binding; RNA helicase activity; ATP binding. The record is from RefSeq and is a predicted model, not a curated record.